This is a messenger RNA of Trametes versicolor FP-101664 SS1, 1013 nucleotides long. Its product is annotated as mitochondrial carrier. The record is from RefSeq and is a predicted model, not a curated record. NCBI's taxonomy places the organism in Eukaryota, Fungi, Basidiomycota, Agaricomycetes, Polyporales, Polyporaceae. Bases 9 to 974 code for a protein of 321 amino acids. The transcript has 11 exons.
GGCCCAGCAUGAGCACACCAGCAGCUCCUAGUCGGCCCUUGUCUACUGUAGAAGGCUUCCUAUGCGGUGGAUUGGCGGCGUGCAUGGCUGUGACGGUGUCCAACCCCGCGGAGGUGGCCAAAACGCGCAUGCAGCUUCAAGGAGAGCUUGCAAAACAAGGCGGGACGAAGGUGUACAAGAACGCGCUAGAUGUGAUCGCCAAGACGUGGAGAAACGAGGGCAUUAGAGGCAUCCAGAGAGGCUUGGGUCCUGCAUAUAUCUAUCAAAUUCUCAUGAAUGGGUCUCGGCUGGGUUUCUACGAGCCCAUACGGAGACAAUGUAACAAGUUCAUUGGCGCAAACCCUACGGACCAGAUACCUCUUACUUCCGUCUUCUCUGGUGCUGCAAGCGGAAUGAUUGGAGCAAGCCUAGGGAACCCGUUCUUCCUCAUUAAAGCGCGCAUGCAGGCGUAUUCACCUGUACUACCGGUCGGCGCCCAACACUAUUACAAGAACUCGUUCGACGCGUUCAGAAAUGUGUGGCAUGCUGAGAGGUUUCGUGGCCUAGUAAGAGGCAUAGACGCGGCAGCUCUGCGGACAGCAAUGGGCUCUUCCGUACAACUACCCACGUACAACUGGACGAAGAACCAGCUCGUCAGCCGCGGUAUUCUGCGCUCAGACAGUAUAUGGACAUUCCUGGUCAGCAGUUCCGUGUCUGGUCUUUGUGUGCUCGCAAUGAUGCAACCGACGGAUACCGUACUGACGCGCAUGUACAACCAACCUACCGUACGCACACCUGAGGGGAGACACAUUGGGACGCUUUACAAGAACCCCAUUGAUUGUCUUUGGAAGACGCUGAAGGCCGAGGGCCCCCUGGGCUGGUACAAGGGCUCGACGGCACACUUCCUUCGUAUAGUUCCACAUACCAUCGUCACGCUUACUGCGAACGACCUCAUAGUUGGGCUUUACAAGCGUGUCCGGGAUGGGCAUGCAUAAUACUACUACUUUAUAGCAUACACAUGCAUAUAUCUUGAC